This is a messenger RNA of Aspergillus welwitschiae, 2501 nucleotides long. Its product is annotated as WASP family protein. The transcript is spliced from 2 exons. Bases 426 to 2414 code for a protein of 662 amino acids. The record is from RefSeq and is a predicted model, not a curated record. Lineage: Eukaryota; Fungi; Ascomycota; Eurotiomycetes; Eurotiales; Aspergillaceae.
CUCCGUCGCUCUCUCCCGCCAACGCUCCUCUUCCGGCUACUUGACCUCUUCUCCCUCCUCCCCUCCCCCAAAGCCACACUUGCUCGGCCACCAAUCCUACACUCUCACGGCCUUUCUGUUAUAGAUAGAGCCUAACUAGUAUUCGCUCAUUUCUUUCGCGUCCUUAGGGUAGCCCUCCAGUCACCCGCCUACCCCACAAAUCCUGGGAAUUUCGACCCCCCUUUGUCUCAGACACAUCCGUUGUUGCCGCGCCGUAUCAGCUCUUAUCCGUGCCUGAGGAGCAACCACCCUCUGGUAAUCCGGACUCACUAAGUUACACCAGACACCCUGCAAUGCGCCUCCAGCAGGCGAUCUAAUUAUUCCUACCUCACCGGUCAUAAUUCGCAAGCUAUUAACUCGGUGUCUUCGUGUGUCGAUCCAGCGCUAUGCCUUCAAUCCUGAACGACAACGACAAGGAAACAGUCAGGAGAACUGUACCAAAGCCUGACAACAAAAUCUUAGCGGUGGCUGUUGCGCGCCUCUACGUGGCCCACCCAGACACCCAGAGAUGGACGUACACUGGCCUGCAGGGAGCUGCAGUUUUAGCAAAUGACCUGGUCGGCCGUACCUUUUGGCUGAAAUUGGUGGAUGUAUCGCCUGCCAAUAGGGGAGUUAUUUGGGAUCAAGAGAUCUACGAUAACUUCGCGUACAACCAAGAUCGCACGUUCUUCCACUCCUUCGAAUUAGAAGACUGUCCCGCCGGACUGUCAUUCGCCGAUGAGAAAGAGGCCAAGACAUUCAUCAAGAAAGUACAGGAACGAGAAAAACAUGCGAGCAAAGAGACACGGCAGACGCCCUUUGCAUCAACCCGAGGCCAGGGCCCUGCUCCGGUGGUGAACGGCAAAUCCGGGGUUGGACGAUCGCUGUUUGGCAGCUUACUCGGCCAUCGCUCAUCGUCAGGAUCUCAUGUACCCCCGCCGGUGACACCUGCGGAACUGCCUCCUGCUCCCUCGAUCCAAGUGGCUCCCCCGCCUCCACCUUCGGCCAGCCCAGCACGCAAGGAACUGCCGUUCGACACCAAUGACCCUGCAUUCAAGGGCGUCCUGGACGAGCUCCUACAAAUGGGCAUUACGGAAGACUUGAUCGCCGAGAACUUCGAUUUCAUCAAGUCCUAUAUCGAACAGAAACAAGCGGCAACGCCCAGCCCCCCUUCUGCCGAUGAUCAAAGGAAAGGAAAAGCGCCGCCUCCACCUCCCCCGUCUGCGCCGCCUGCUCCGAAGGUGGCUGCCAUCAGCCCACAGAACACUGGCAACAGCACAGGGAGUCGACGAGGUGCUCCGCCGCCCCCUCCUCCGACGAGGAGGACUCGAAUGGAUACGACGGAUGACGAGCCUGCCUCGAAACGUGAACCGUCUCCUCCCAGGAACCGGUUUCGUGCGCCGCCUCCAAUUGCAGAUGCUGGUAAAUUUGCUCACACACCAUUGCCGCCUACUCGCCAACGGGCCUCGUCAAAUGCUACACCCGGUCCUCCACCUCCUCCACGGCCUCCAAAGACUCCAAUGGAUGAAAACCACUCCCGCUUCGGCGUUCCCCCGCCGUUCCAGGGCGAGCGCAAGGUGUCUGCUCCUCCCGCACCUCCCAGUCGGCCAGGGCCUUCAGGGCCUCCUCCUCCUCCCCCACGCACUAUGAGCCCUGUGCCACCUCCACAACUACCUCCCAAAGUUCCCAAUGUCUCUGCAACAGGACCUCCUCCACCACCACCCAGAAGCCCUGCUUCGCAGCCGCCACCACCCCCACCUGUGCCUUCCAAUUCCCGGCCUAUUCCUCCCCCACCUACAUCAAGCGUGUCGCCUCCUUCGUCGGGUCUUCCGCCCCGGCCUCCUCUGCCAAUUGGUAUUCCUCCACCUGGACUUCCGCCAUCGCAUCCUUCACCUAGUGCCGGACCUCCUGCACCGCCUCCGCCCCCACCGCCGCCCACAAACUCGGUCCCGCCUCCUCCACCCCCUCCGCCUCCGGCAAGCACUGGUCCUCCAGCACCCCCACCGCCUCCGCCGGCACCAGGAAGUUCAAUCCCACCACCUCCUCCUCCUCCACCGCCAGGAGCUGGUGCUCCACCGCCGCCACCGCCGCCUCCUGGAGCUGGUGCGCCUCCCCCGCCUCCUCCAGGUGGAGCUGCUCCGCCCUUGCCCAAAGCCGAAGGUGGUAGGAAUGACCUCAUGGCUGCCAUCCGGGCAUCUGGAGGAAAGGGCGGCGGUGGCCUGCGGAGGGUCAAGGAUACAGAGAAGCGUGACCGGAGUGCAGCCCUUGUACCUGGCUCAGCCAGCGAAUCGUCCGCGCCGACCCCAAGUGGUGGUGCUGCUCAAGGAGGCCUGGCAGGUGCUUUGCAAGAUGCUCUGGCGAAGAGAAAGCAGAAGGUCAGCGGUAGCGGUAAGUAGACACCCCCUGAUGGCCAGUGAUACGCGUACUAAUGUGGACUAUAGAUGACGAGAAGGAGGACGAUGACGAUUGGUGAGCCAUGCUUG